Molecule: messenger RNA, 678 nt
Organism: Myxozyma melibiosi
Lineage: Eukaryota; Fungi; Ascomycota; Lipomycetes; Lipomycetales; Lipomycetaceae
Exons: 2
Coding region: 16-237 (73 amino acids)
Source: RefSeq, a predicted model, not a curated record
GCGGCGUGAGGGUUUAUGAGUGUGGGUGAGCCAUCUUCAUCUUCUGUGAGGUGGUGCGCUUUUGUCUACUUACUACUACUGUUUAACUACACCUACACUCAUGAUUCCUUGAACAUUUUAGUACACCCCUCUCUCUACAUGAACUUCAUCUAUCAAAACCUGCAGCUGCAGAACGCAGACUGUCCGCGAUGGUGGUGGUGGGGGACAGGGCGCAAGGAUACACACGGACCACUUUAGGGGAGAAAGUUUUACUGAUAACGAACGUCCUAUCUCGAGCACGCUGAGGAUGAGAGACUGUUGCUUUUCUAGUAGUUGUUGUAGUUUGUUGUAGUUUGUUGAUAGCUAUGAUUUAUGAGUGGAUGGGUGUAGACUAGAUAUAAGAAGAAGAGAGGAGGAGGAGAUGACGGUGGUUAUCUUGAGUCUCGUCAGACUAAACAGACAGACAGACAGACAGACAGAAGAAAGUCACUUAUCGGGCUCUGUCUCCGUACUCAUCCACUAUCUCCUCUAUCGCACUAUCUCUGUCGCCUAUGCCAGACCGACGUUUACUAUUGUAGCUUAGCUAGACCAGACGUGUUGAACCUCGGCUUUGCGAGAGUGACUUUGCUGAGCAGGCAGAGAAUAUAGAGUAGAGAGUAGAUAGAAGAAGAUAUGUUGACGCAGUAUCUAAAGAGAGGA